ACGGUUCACAGGAAACAAAUUUCACGCAUGCGUGAGCACUAUCACAACGUCUGAAAAUUUUGCAGAACAAUAACAAAAGUGUACUUUCGCUAAAUGCAAAAUCAGAGAACAUUGCAUCAUUGUUGAAAACAUUCAAGCUAACUCAGUCAUUCAAUUUAUCAUUUCACUGUAUAAUUUACAAAAUCAAACAUCGACUUAUUGUUUAAAUCGAACCGGCAUUUUAUGACAAAUUCUGCAAAAAUGUAACCUUCUCCCACUCAAUUUUAUUGUCCUCAAUAAGAUCUCGUUUUAAUUUGUGCAUCGUUGUCUUGCAAAUGGCAGGAAGGACACAACAGCCCCUUUUGUCAUCACUGAGACGUAGAAAACGGACACAACCACCAGUAUUCAACGGCGUAUCUGGAUCAUAUGAGGACAAAGACAAUGAUUUUUUGUGCCCAAUAUGUUUUGAUUUGAUUGAUGAAGCUCAUAUGACCAAGUGUGGACAUACAUUUUGUUACAAGUGUAUAAAGACAAGCCUGGAGACAGCAAACAGGUGUCCAAAAUGUAACUUUGUCAUAGAGAGUCCAGACUUUAUUUUCCCCAAUUUCAUGUUAAAUGAGCUGAUACUUAAGUACAGAAGUCGACAAGAUGAGAAAAGAAUCAGACUUGAUCAACAGAAUGUACCGGGAUCAUUAGAUCUUGCUGAACUGGUUAUGGAGGAGAAUAUGGACUUGGCGAAUGUAAACACUCUCUUGGAAUUGCUACAUUCAAAGAAACAACAAUUAGAAGAUGAUGGUAGGUUGGCACAGAAUACUGUACUGAAGGAGUUCCUUGUUCAAGUACGAGAAAGAAAACAAGAGCAAUUAGACCAGUUAUCAAGAGAAAUCUCUAUUAUAGAUGAAGAUGUUAGAACAAUAGAGGACCGCAUAAAUGAACACAGGCAAAAAUACCCAUACUUACCUGACCACUCUGUUCCCAACAGUUUUGAACCAACUGUGGCACAAGGCAGUUCUGUGAUAAGUCAAGAUGGUUUUAAUGGUAGUAAAAAUUCUGGUAAGUCAUGGUUGCAAACAUCAGUGGCAUCUAGACGGAAGAAAGUUAACCAACAUUUUGAUGACCUUCAACUUUGUUAUUUUAACAUACGUAAGGAUGAUUAUUCAGGUGAUAUGGAAAGUGGUGGUGGCUUGGAGGAUUUUACAGAGAGUCUCUCCAAGUUUACCCGUUUUAGCUCAUUUAGACCGCUAGCCACAUUAGGUUAUGCAAGUGAUAUAUAUAACAGUUCUAGUAUUGUAUCAAGUAUAGAGUUUGAUCGAGACUGUGAUUUCUUUGCUAUUGCUGGAGUAACGAAAAAGAUUAAAGUAUUUGAGUAUGGCACAGUUAUAAAAGACGUGGUUGACAUUCAUUAUCCUAUAAGUGAGAUGACGUGUAAUUCUAAAAUAAGUUGUGUAACAUGGAGUGCAUAUCACAAGAGUAUGUUGGCUAGUGCAGACUAUGAAGGGGCUAUUACAUUAUGGGACGCAUUUACCGGACAGAAAACAAAAAUAUUUCAGGAGCAUGAGAAGAGAUGUUGGAGCGUGGAUUUUAACAGAAUGGAUCCACGUCAGAUAGCAUCUGGAUCAGAUGAUGCUAAAGUGAAGUUAUGGUCAACUAAUGAGGAGAAUUCUAUAACCAGUCUUGAAGCGAAGGCCAAUGUUUGUUGUGUUAAAUUCAACCCAGACAGUCGAUACCACCUGGCAUUUGGAUCAGCUGACCAUUGUGUACAUUAUUAUGAUCUCAGGAAUUAUAAACAACCAGUCAUGGUAUUCCGUGGACACAAAAAAGCUGUUUCUUACACCAAAUUUCUCAACUACACAGAAUUAGUAUCAGCAUCAACAGAUUCACAGUUAAAAUUAUGGACCACAUCAAAAUCUACCUCUGUACGAACAUUUAAUGGGCAUAUAAAUGAGAAAAACUUUGUUGGCCUGGCAACUGAUGGUGACUAUGUGGCUUGUGGAAGUGAGAAUAAUUCCCUAUAUAUUUACUACAAGGGAUUAUCGAAACAGUUACUAACAUACAAGUUUGAUACAGUCAGGAGUGUACUGGAAAAAGAGAAGAAAGAGGAUGAUGCUAAUGAAUUUGUGAGUGCUGUAGCUUGGAGACCUGGUUCAAAUGUAGUAGUGGCAGCAAAUAGUCAAGGAACAGUUAAGGUGUUGGAACUUGUAUGAACCACAGUGAUAAAUCAGUGACCUCAACACUACCUCUUGACCUUGUUACCAGGGAUACAAGCUAUUUAUAGAACAUGCUUAAUUGGGGAAAUUCUGCUGCUGAGAAUUUCUACUAUCUAUAGAACAUGAAAAAGAAGAACUAGAAUAAUCUAGACUGCUUGGGUUAUCCAAAGAAUUGGUGUAUGCCAUAAAGCAAGUUUUCCAGUUUAGGUUUCAUUAGAAAUAUUAAACCACACACCUUAACCUUCAUGUUCUUUCUUGUUUUAAGGACAUGUAAAAUCUAUUUAUAGAAUAUUGAGAUGCAUAUAUUUUUAAUCUGUGAUUGUUUAAUGAAAUCUGCUAUUUGUCAACCAUUUCAAAUAAAUGAAUGGGGACUGAUUUCUGAAAGUGUACAGUUUUUGUUUGACCUUUCAUUAUAAACCAUCUGAUAAUUUCAUAUUCACAGCAUUGUCAUUAUGUUAAUAGACUAUUGUGUUAAAAGCACAUUAUGCCUAAGUAAUCAAUAUUUUUUUAGUUAUUUAUUUAAAAAUGUCUUUUAUAUGUUUAAUAAUGUUCUUAAUAUUGGAUUAGGGUUAAACAACUGAAAAAGAAACUCUGACAUGCAGCAAUAUGUCGUUAAGGCAGCAAAAAAAACAAAGUAGUAUUUUGACUUCCAUACAUAAUACUAAAUCACUGUAAUUAUACAAAUUGCCAAGGGGCAACAAAGGCAAAAGAUAAUUGCCAAUGAGUAACUUUUCAGAAUGUGUAACCAAAAAUGGAAAUAAACAGUGUUUAGGAAUUAAAAAUAGCAGCAUUUUUGGCCUUAAAACUGAUUUUUGCACAUACUGUACGAUAUAUAACUUGUUACAGGGCAAAUGUACCUGCAUACACAGCUGAAAUACACAUUACAUUACUGAGUCUGAAGUCAGAAAAUUGUUAGCAGCUUUUGUUAUAGAAUUUGUUAAUUCAUCAAAUAUUAGGUUUAUUUAUGAAACCUUUACAUGUAUCGCUACAUUCAUAUAAUGGCAUUUAUAAUUUUUUCUAUUCACCUGCAUACUUGAUUGCAGUUGGUUUGACAUAAGCACAUGGUAAGUCAAGUGUCAUUGCAACACAUAUACUAAUUCAAUUCUAUGUUGAUUUACACUUUGAUAUUAUACAGACUUUACUUGAUCACAGACACAGUGGUUUAAACCAUUAUAUUUAAACUCUUACCACACUAAAUAUCUUAAGUGGACUUGUCCAUUGUUCAAUCAGGACAAAACCAUUCAUCGUUUUUAGGGAAGUUUUCAAAAUAUGUAUUGAUUGAAUAGUGUGAACAGUGCAAUUCAUCAUUAGACAGCAUUGAUGUACCACCUGAUCAUGGUCUGCACUGAUUGCAUUUGACAUAUUCAAGUAUAGGUUCAGGCACUGCCAGUGGGUGAGAAACUGUUAGUGUUAAUUUUGUUGUUUUUGUGCUCAACCAAAUCAAACACCAAAUUAGAAAAACUUGACCGCAUAACCACCAUCUUCACCAAAAAAAAAAGCAUCAACAAUUAUCUAAUCUACAUUAUAUUGCACAGUCAUGUUAUGUUACACUAUUAAAUUGUUUAAGUCUAUUUUUUAUGCUUCAUGAAAAUUUUAGCAAGGAAUAUAGUCGCCUCAUUGCACUUCCUUAGUUCAGUGAUGGUUGCCUGUAGUUACUUGUAGCCACUUCAUACAUUGCCGGGUAUCUUCCAUAUUUGGUAGAUAAGGUGUAAGCCACUGGCAUCAUGGUCACUAUUGUUCAAAAGACAUGUAGAGUUUUACAUAUAUUUUUAUUUUUUGCAUUGAAAUUCUUUGAAAAUAUGCAAAUAGUGGGAGCAUCCAUUGCUCCUGGCGAUAUGUCUUGUUGAUGAUAUCAGUGUUUCCAUUCACACACAUAUAUUAUGCAUAAACACCAACAUUCACAAACAGAAAUCUAGGUUAGAACUUAAAAAUACUUACAAAAAAAUCAGGAAUUUUAUCAUGUACCUUUCAGAGAUCAUUCUUGGGAGCAAUUUCUCCAUCAAAAAUCAUAUAAAUUGCAUGGUUUAAAUGUUCGUGUACCCACUGAUUUUGUAUUUGACCCCCAGUUUUCAAAGGUUGGGUUAAAAAAUGCUUUUAAUGAAGUAUAGCAGUAGGAACACUGUGAAAUGAAGCUCAAAAUCUGUCUAUAAUAUGACUGGUAUAAUGGCAUAAUGCUAUAUUAGUUGUUACUGAACUGCAGUAUUUCACAGUAGAAUUGUUCUCUACUAUCAUAAAUAAAUUUAUUUUGUUAUCAACAUUCUAAAUCUUGAAUGCAAUGUUAUAUAAAUUGUUAAAUGCCUAGAUAUCUUUUUGGCUAUAACUAGUUUGACUAGAUUUAACUGUUGUUAAUUUGUCUUCAUACAUUACUUGACCAUGUUUAUUGUAAAAUUAAUUUUAUUAAAUGACAACAAAAUGUAAA
Ruditapes philippinarum (Manila clam) is the source of this 4605-nucleotide messenger RNA. RefSeq names its product E3 ubiquitin-protein ligase COP1-like. The record is from RefSeq and is a predicted model, not a curated record. The coding region runs from base 315 to 2183 and encodes 622 amino acids. NCBI's taxonomy places the organism in Eukaryota, Metazoa, Mollusca, Bivalvia, Venerida, Veneridae. Gene Ontology annotation, molecular function: protein binding; ubiquitin protein ligase activity. The transcript has 21 exons. Gene Ontology annotation, biological process: proteasome-mediated ubiquitin-dependent protein catabolic process.